UCUAGAGAAUACAGCAAAUUACAAACAAAAUUAAUUCAAAUAUCUGAAUUACCAGUAAUAUUUCAAAGCAAAUCAAAUAACUGCAGUAAUAAUGAAAGCAAUACAUCUGAAUCUUCUAAAAUAUUUAAUAUUUCAACUACAAUAUAUGAACAAGAUUAUAGUUUUUUGGAUGCUUUAAAAAUAAUAAUUCAAAACAAUCAAAUCAAUGGCAAGCAAGUUUUCCAAAUGAA
Molecule: messenger RNA, 230 nt
Organism: Racocetra persica
Lineage: Eukaryota; Fungi; Glomeromycota; Glomeromycetes; Diversisporales; Gigasporaceae
Source: the annotation of a GenBank genome assembly